This is a messenger RNA of Coniophora puteana RWD-64-598 SS2, 1230 nucleotides long. Its product is annotated as mitochondrial carrier. The coding region runs from base 71 to 1039 and encodes 322 amino acids. Gene Ontology annotation, biological process: NAD transmembrane transport. Lineage: Eukaryota; Fungi; Basidiomycota; Agaricomycetes; Boletales; Coniophoraceae. The transcript has 5 exons. Gene Ontology annotation, molecular function: NAD transmembrane transporter activity. The record is from RefSeq and is a predicted model, not a curated record.
UUCAGGUUGUUGGGCUAGCCACCAAGUACAGCAAGUACUACUUCCACACACGUCCUUCUCGCUCGCCACCAUGCUGGGCUUUCUGGACACCAUCGUUCUCCUUCUCUCCCUUGGCUUCUCUCUCGCAGUGCUUGUGCCCCUCAGUGGUGCCCUCGUCCGUUUCAGGGCCCACUACAAUCCCAAGGGCCUCCAGCUAGAUCCAGAGGGUGAUGUACAGCCCCAUACUGGGCCUGUCAUCUCCACCUAUUUCGGCAUGCUCAAACGCGUCUACAAGAUUGAGGGUGUUCCAGGUCUUUACAAAGGCCUCAUGCCCAGUCUCGUGUCGAGCGCGCUCAUCAUCCUCUUCAUGAUCGCAUUCUUAAGCGAGAGCAAUCUCCGCCACGGAACAUACACCGCUCCAGAUGCUGGUGUUCUUGGUACCCUCUUCUACAGUAUCUUCGCUAUGCUAGUUUCCCUCCCUCAGGUCAUUAUUACCAACCGCGCAAUUACGACUCCCGCCAAAUUGCCGUACUUCAAUGCCUUGUACUCUCUUCGCAUCCUGUUGACGCCCACUGAGCGCCGGCGCCCCUGGAUCCUGUAUCUCACACCUGGUCUUCUCGCCGUGCAGGUCGUCCACAUCGCAUACAUCGUCCUCUUCCUACGCACGCUCCGGAUGUGGAUCCUACCCGAGUUCUCUCCCAACAGCUUCCCGCGCCAAGAAGACUUCUCCGCCGUCCGCCUCGUCAUUUACUUCAUCAUCUCGCUUUCCAGCACGGCGGUCCUGACGCCUUUGGAAGUGAUAGCCAUCCGAUUAUCCAUCCAGCGCAACCACGCGGCGCCUGAAUACAACUCGGUGACACAAGAAGAGGAAGGCGACGCUGAAUAUUCGGCCGAGUAUGCCGGUGUUGAGGAGGACGUCAUUGGAUUGAGGACAGAGAGGGAACCUUACAUUGGGCUGGUUGAUUGUGCGAAGCACAUCAUCGAUGAGGAAGGCUGGUCUGCACUGUACCGCGGAUGGUGGAUAACGAUGUUGGGGAGCCUUGGCGGAGCGUUUUCAUAGUCGAAAGCAGAGGAUUGAAAUUUAUCUGACGCCAUGGCUCUUGAACGUUUGAACGUGCAUUAGCCUUUUGACGCCUUGCCACCUUGGAAUAUGUACGCCCAUUGUUACUUUGUAUGUAAAUAAUAAUAUCUGCCUCUCCUAUACGCUCGUGAUACUCGGUUUUGAUCUCAAUGAGAAGAUGACAAGUUUAC